Cladocopium goreaui is the source of this 1775-nucleotide messenger RNA. The record is from the annotation of a GenBank genome assembly. NCBI's taxonomy places the organism in Eukaryota, Dinophyceae, Suessiales, Symbiodiniaceae.
AGAAGUGUGAUCAGGCAGCGACCGCCAAGCGUGUCUCGGCGGCUGCAGUGGCUGCCACAGCGGCCAUGGUCUGCACGUCCCCGAGCACUGCACAGAUUGCUCCUGCUCCGGUUGUUCAGAGUCAGCACCAUGACAGAGGACAUCGUCGUGGCAUAUCAAGACUACUUAAUGGCGAGGCCCGGAGAAUGCGGAGAGAUGAGCUGAACGGAGAGAUUCAAAGACUGUUGGCAGACUCAGCGUUGAAUGUCAGGGAGUGCAUGGUUGCUCUCAAAGUAUUGGGCCAGCGAAAACUUUGGCAAGAAGCAGUGGGUUUGAUGAAGAGCAUGUCCUUCAGACGUCUAGAGCCAGAUCAGUUUGUCUUCAACAAGAUCAUCAGUAUUUGCGCCAGCAGCAAGGAAGGACUGCCUGCAUGGGACCUGCUCAGGACCAUGCGGCAACGGAGGCUGUUUCCAGAUGUGUAUGCUUGCAACAUGGUUAUUGGAGCACUUGCAACUGGAGGUUCGUGGGAGAAGGCUCUUUCAGUGAUUGACUCCAUGAAGAGAUGCCAGACCAUCCCUGACGUGGUCACCAUGAACUCUGCCAUUGCCGCAUGUGCUCAGAGCAGCAGGUGGAUGGAGGCCAUCCAGCUCCUAGAUGAAGGACAGCAGUUGCCUUCAGGUCCUGAUGUCAUGACCUAUGGAGCCACCAUGCAUGCCUGCGAGGCCAAGUGGCGGCUGGUUUUGCAUCUCUUGGACGAGAUGCAAAAUAAGAAGAUACAGCCGAACGAGAUGAUCUCGGCUUCUGUGAUGGGAGCGUGUGCGAAAGGAUCUCCAGAAAAAAGCACAGAUCUCUUCACCAGUUUGAAGGAACAAGGAAUCAGGCAGAAUAAGGUUUCCUACACAGCAGCCUUGAGUGCGUGUCACAAGGACCAGUACCUGUGGGAAUGGUCCCUGUGGUAUUUGCAAGAGAUGAAAACCACUGGAGUCGAGAUUGACAUUGGAAUCAUGAAUGGUAUCAUGGCAGUGUGUGAAAAAGCACAUCAGUGGGGUCAGUUGCAGAAACGGAACACUAAAAUCGUUGAGCAACUACUUGACGAUAUAAAGUACCUAGAGCUAACGCCUGACAUCAUCACCUACAGCCAUACCAUGGCGGCAGCAAAGCAGGUUGGAGCUUGGCAAAGAGUCCUUGGGCUUCUGAACCAAGCGUGUAUCCAAAAACUUCAGCCAGAUGGAGUUCUUUACACUCAUGCAAUCUCGGCUUGCGCAAAUGGCAGCAGAUGGGAACAUGCACUUACAUUGCUGGCUGCUGCAAAUGCUGUCGGCUCUCUUGAGUUUCAUUGGAGCUCGGCCAUGACAGCCUGUGCACAGGCUACUCAGUGGGAGCAUGCCAUAUCCCUUGCCUCGCAAAUGCUGCAAGUGGGCUUGCAACCUGAAAUUGUGACCAAAACGGCCUUGAUGUGUGCAUACGUCCAUGGUGGUCACUGGCCAGUAGCACUUGAGCUGCUCAGUAUGAUGCUCGACAGCGGCGAAGAGCCAAAUCACAUUACACUGACUUCUGUGAUUCGGGCAUGCAUGCAAAGAGGAGAUUUCGCAUUUGCCGUGAAGUGGAAGGUCGAGAUGGAAGCAUUGGGCGUCCAGCCGUACCUCACGACAUAUGUUUUCCUCAUUGCGCUUGCCGCUGAGGCUCAAGAGUGGAAAUGGGUGCAGUACUUGUUGGCAGAGAGUUUUGCAAGGUACCCUCAGGCUGACAACUUCGAUGUCCGCCAGGUCGGCUGGUGCAGACCUAUGGCACAUUGA